AUGAAGCCCGAAACACACAUCUUUCUCUUCGGCGACCAAACCUAUGACUUCGCGCCGGAUCUUCGUCGCCUGCUGAGCUGCCAGACCAAGCCCAUCCUGGCAGCCUUCCUCGAGCAGUCGCACUAUGUGAUUCGCGCACAGAGCAAUCUGUGGCUCUCAGCGGCCGAACGACAAGCGUCCCGGAGCGCAAGUCUCGCACACCUGCUGCAAAAGUACUGUGAAGGCACCUUGAGCCCGGCCUUCCAAGUAUCCUUGCAUGCGUUGACUCAGUUGGGCUCCUUCAUCUGCCACUAUGAGGAGCCUGGCGCUGUAUAUCCUUCUCCCGGAUCAGCCUACCUGGUAGGCCUCUGCACCGGCGGGCUUGCCGCCGCCGCGAUCGCCUCCUCCAGUUCGCUGUCCGAACUGCUGCCAGCGGCAGUGCAUACGGUGCAGGUCGCCCUACGCCUCGGACUUCUCGCCGUGGAUGUGAGAGACCGCAUCGAGUGCCCAGAAGCCGGACAGCCCAGUCAGUGGUCGAUGCUCUUCUUUGGACUGGACGAGCAGGUAGCCCGCGCGGGCCUGGGAGAAUUCAUUCGCACCAAGGGUGUGCCACAUCUGUCCAAACCCUUUAUCAGCGCCCACGCUGGCAAAGCCCUCACGAUCAGUGGAAGUCCCUCUGUGUUGCAGGAGCUCCAAUCUGCCCCUGGCUUUGCGCAGUACCAGUCAAAGCCAAUCCCGAUUUUCCUCCCGGCGCACGGCCGACACCUGUUCUCCCAAAAAGACGUGGCAACCAUCCUCGAGACUACAGUCGCUGCGCAGUGGUCGGGCUUUAAUGCCAAGCUCCCAGUCAUCUCCGGUGCCAGCGGCGUGCCCGUGUGGGCUGGCGGAUUUGUCGCCCUUCUCGAGCGCGCCUUGGGCGAUUGUCUCUUGGAGCCCAUUCGAUGGGACAAGGUCGUGAGCAAUUUCCGCUCUCUCGUCGGUGGCAGUGGAGCAGAGGCAAUCACCAUUACACCGAUCGCCACCAACCUCGAGCACAAUCUGUCGGCACGCCUCAAGGAGAUGGCCAAUGUCCACGUCCAGCCUCUAGAUGGACUGCAGGAAGCUCGGCUCUAUUCGACUCCCCGGGCGAGAUCCAAGUUGGCGAUCGUGGGCAUGUCCGGUCGCUUCCCUGAGUCGCCCUCGCCGGAGGCAUUUUGGGACCUGCUCUACCAGGGGCUGGAUGUCUGCAAAGAGGUCCCGGCAAAGCGAUGGGAUUGGCGAACCCACGUCACCCACGAUGGCAAGGGCCACAAUCUGGGCGGCACCAAGUGGGGAUGCUGGCUGGACUUUGCAGACCAGUUCGACCCGCGGUUCUUUAGCAUUUCGCCCAAGGAGGCCCCUCAGAUGGAUCCUGCCCAGCGCAUGGCCCUGAUGACGACGUACGAGGCACUCCAGGGCGCGGGCUUCGUCUCCAACACCACGCCCGCAAGUCAACAGGAUCGGGUCGGCGUCUUCCAUGGAGUGACCAGCAAUGAUUAUCUAGAGUGCAAUAGCGGGCAGUUCAUCGAUACUUACUUCAUCACCGGUGGUAACCGCGCCUUCAUUCCAGGCCGCAUCAACUUCUGCUUCGAGUUCUGCGGGCCCAGCUACACGAAUGACACUGCCUGCUCAUCCAGUCUCGCAGCCAUUCAUUUGGCAUGUAACUCGCUUUGGCGAGGCGAUUGCGAUACUGCCAUCGCGGGAGGUACGAACAUGUGCAUCAAUCCCGACGGCCACACUGGCCUGGACAAAGGCUUUUUCCUGUCGCGCACCGGCAACUGUAAGCCGUUCGACGACGCUGCCGAUGGCUACUGCCGAGGCGAGGCCGUUGCAACUGUGGUGAUUAAGCGACUGGAGGAUGCCAUCGCGGAGAAAGAUCCCAUCCUGGGCGUCAUCCUGGAUGUGAAGACCAAUCAUUCGGCCAUGGCGGAUUCGAUGACCCGCCCGCACGUCCACGCCCAAGUGGACAACAUGAAUGCCGUUCUGUCCACCGUGAAUCUCCACUCCUCAGAGGUCGAUUAUGUCGAGAUGCACGGAACCGGCACUCAGGUGGGCGAUGCCGUGGAGAUGGCGUCGGUCCUGCGGGUAUUUGCCCCCGACGAAUCGACUCGGACGGCGGAGAACCCGCUGCAUGUGGGCACUGUUAAGGCCAAUAUUGGCCAUGGUGAAGGUGUAUCAGGCAUCUCCAGUCUCUGCAAGGUGCUCCUGAUGAUGAAGCAUGACACCAUCCCGCCGCAUUGUGGAAUCAAGACGGGCAGUCGCAUCAAUCGCAAUUAUCCCGAUCUGCCUGCGCGCCACGUCCACAUCCCGCUGGGACCCACUCCUUGGACGCGCGGGUCGGGCCGCCCGCGACGGGCUCUCAUCAACAACUUCAGUGCAGCCGGAGGCAACACCGCUCUACUUCUGGAGGAUGCACCAGUCCUGCCUGCCGCCGAGACCGAGGAGGAUCCUCGAAACAGCCACAUCGUGACUGUCUCCGGGCAUGUGGCAGCGGCCCUCAGGAAGAACCUGCAGCAGCUGGUGGCCUACAUCCGCAAGGAAGAACAGCAGAACCCGGACUUCUCGUUGGCCCAGCUUUCCUGGACAACCACUGCCCGUCGCCAGCAACAUGUCUUCCGUGUCAGUGCGAGCGGAUCCGACGUGAAUGAAAUCGCGAACAAGUUGCAGGCUGCUCUGGAUCGCGGAGAUGGCAGUACGCGACCCAAGUCUAAGCCCAAGGUGCUUUUCGCCUUCACCGGGCAGGGGGCUCAGUACCUAGGCAUGGGCCGCCAGCUGCUGGAGGCAUACCCAACCUUCCGAUCGGAUAUUGAGCACUUUGACUUCAUGGCUCAAGGGCUUGGUUUCCCCUCCUUUCUCCAAAUCCUCCAGCAGAAGGACGGGAGCAUCGACCAGUACCCGCCCGUCACCGUGCAGCUGGCCACCACGGCCAUCCAGAUGGCACUGACCAAGCUUCUGAUCUCCUUUGGUAUCCGACCCCAUGCGGUUACCGGUCACAGCCUGGGUCUGUAUGCCGCGCUCCAGGCAGCCGGUGUGCUGACUGUUGCUGAUACCCUCUUCCUGGUCGGUCAACGGGCGCAGUUCUUGCAGGAGUUCUGCCAGCAAGGUACCCAUGCCAUGCUAGCCAUCAAGGGGUCCCGGCACACCAUUUCCCACCUACUGGCUCAUCAGCAAUGUGAGGUUGCUUGUGUCAAUGGUCCUGAAGACCUAGUGGUCAGCGGAUCGAAUGCUCAAGUUCAGGCCGCCCAGGCUAUCCUGGCUCAGAACCGCAUCAACGCCACUUUAUUAAAGGUUCCAUUUGCCUUCCACUCGGCCCAGGUGGAUCCCAUCUUGGCUCCGUUCACUACCUCUGCCGCAGGAGCCAGAUUCCGUGCCCCAACGGUUCCCGUACUGUGUCCAUUGACCGGAUCCGUCGUCCAGGCUGACGGCGUGUUUUCUCCUGAGUACCUUGCUCGGCACUGUCGCGAAGCCGUGGACAUGGCAGGUGCUCUCUUGGCUGCCCAGUCUGCCCAAGUCAUUGAUGCUAAAACCUUUACUUUGGAGAUUGGCCCACACCCUGUCGUGUGCGGUAUGGUUCGAGCCACCCUUGGGAAGGAGAUGCGGACUCUCCCAAUCCUCCAGCGUGGUGCCACGGUCUGGCCAAACCUCACUGCUGCGCUCCAGGCUCUCUAUGAGAGCGGCGCUGACCUGGACUGGUGUGCAUAUCAUGCACCUUUUGAUGCUGCGCACACUGUCCUCGAGCUGCCUGCCUACGGGUGGGACUUGAAGAGCUAUUGGAUCGACUAUGAGAAUGACUGGUGCAUCUACAAACCGUAUGGUCGACCUAACGCCACUCAAUCAAAGGUGUCACCCAAGGCAUCUGUUCAGGCCGCGCCUCCUGUACCCCCAAAGGCGCCCAGGAAGUCUAUUCCCCAGCCUCAAACUUCUACGGUGCAUCGCAUGGUGGAAGAAUCUGUGGAUGCGGGUACCCUGCGCUUGGUGUUUGAAGGAGACCUGAGUCGGGACGAUAUCAAGCAUCUCGCACCCGGGCACAUUGUCAACGGAAUUCCGUUCACUGUCCCCUCUUGGUUUGCCGACAUGGCGCUUGUGCUUGGGAAGUAUGCCCACCAGCGCUUUGCCUCGGGGCGUUCUGUCGUCCUCGAUGUGGCCGAAGUGGUCGCUGAUAAGGUUUUGGUGCCGCAUGCCCGCGGACCCCAGCCUAUUCGAGUCUCUUUGACGGCGCCGUUUACCGAAAACAUGCCUGACAGUCUACGCGAUGGAAAAAUUGAGUUCUACAGCGUUGAUGCAAAUGGGAAGACUACCUCGCGACACGGAUAUGGUAUCUUGAGAUUCUCCGACAGCUCUCUCCUCAAGACUAUGCAAGCGGGUCUUCCUGCCUACAAGUCUCGCAUCCAACGACUGCGGGAUGAUGUGGCCCAAGGGGAACUGACGCGCUACAACAAGAAAAGCGGAUACCGACUGAUGUCACGAGUUGCUGACUUUGGUCCUGACUAUAAACUGCUCGAUGAUCUAGUCGUGGAUGAGGAUACUCUAGAAGCUACCUGUAUCGUCAACUUCUCCAAUAUUGCUCCUGGGGGAACUUUUGCUGCUCAUCCCGGCUGUAUCGAUGCCUUUACGCAAGUGGGAGGCUUCGCAAUUAACGCUCGGGGUUGUAUGGAUCUUGACGUGGAAGUUUUCAUCAGCCAUGGCUGGUUAAGCUUCCAGCUGUACGAAGAGCUCAAGGCAGAUACCAAGUACGAGCUUUAUGUGCAGAUGCACGCUGAUGGGCAUGAGUUCUAUCGCGGUGAUACGGUUGUUCUGGAUCAGGGCAGACUGGUGGCUUUCUUCAAGGGGGUGACUUAUCAGAAGGUCGUCACGCAGUCGCUUCACCAGAGGAGUAGUCCCACCAAGACCAACGAUGCUGCGCCCAGGGGAUUGACUCCAUCAUCGACGAAAGCAACCGCGAAGGUACAGCUACCAGCACCUUCACCUCGCGUGGCCAUCCAGCCACCGCCCUCAAUCAAGCGUGCUGUGAAGCCCGUCAUCCCCAUGCAACCCGAGCGACCAGCUCCCCCAGUACCCUCUGCGCAGCCUGUCGCGCCGCCAAAAUCUAGCCGGCCCACUCCGCCUAUCAUCGCCCAAGUCAUGGCCAUUGUGUCCGAGGAAAGUGGAAUUGCUGAGGCUGAAUUGACCGAUGACAGCAAUUUCGCCGACAUGGGCAUUGACUCGCUGUGCUCGAUGGUGAUUGGCAGUCGCCUGCGCGAGGACCUUGCCUUGGACCUGGAUGCUGAUUUCUCGAUCUUCGUCAGCUGCCCUACAGUGAAGCAAUUGAAGUCUUUCCUCGUCGAGCUGGAUGGGGCUUCUGGGUCCGGGUCCAGUUCUGAAUCCUCCGCCGUAAUGGUCGAGGAGCCUGUUGAGGAGGAGCCCUCGGAAGAGCUUGUCGAGAUUGAACUUGUUGAGAAGCCUGUUUCAGUGUCAGCUUCAAGAUCCUUCGAUAGUACUCGUCUCCCAUCGUCUUCCUCCACCAUCGCCCCUUACUCAGUGCAGGAUCUUACGAAAGCAGCUCCAUUGGGCUUUGACGGGUAUCAGCACGCAUCCUCUUCCACUCCGUCCUUCUCUUCGGGGCCAGACCUCAAGAUCCCUAUCGCAGUCGCGGAAGAGCAAAGUACCAGGUACGAGACAGUUCACUAUUCCGCCGGCCUUACUGACCGUGCAUGCUCAUCGAAGCCCAGAUCCGAAUCGAAGCCCAAGAAAGCCGCAAUGGCGACUUCGUUGGUCCAGGAUGCGCUCGCAAUUGUCUCAGAUGAGAGCGGACUAAGCCUCGAGGACUUGACUGAUGACAGCAAUUUUGCCGACAUUGGUGUUGAUUCACUCUGCUCGAUGGUCAUUCAGAGUCGGCUGCGAGAGGAGCUUCAUGUGGACCUAGAUGCGGACUUCUCCAUCUUCCUUAACUGCCCUACUGUCGGAGACCUCAAGAUCUUCUUGGUCAACACGGACGAUGGUGAGGCAGGACAAGAAGAUGCCAGUUCAAGCGUCUCUUCCUCAUCAGAUGCAUCCCCCAUCACAACCCCUGAUGAUAGUGGCAGCGAUGGUGACGGUGACUUCGACACCGAUCCCUCCCUCCGGCUUGCAAAUCUCUCUUCUGAGUGCCGCCCUGCGACCUCUGUCAUCCUCCAGGGCAUUCCCAAACUCGCACGCAAAACACUUUUCCUCCUUCCAGACGGCUCGGGCUCCCGCAACCUCCUACGUGCAAAUUCCUCGCCUUUCCUCGGACGUCGCCAUUGUCGGCCUGAACUGCCCCUACGUCCGUAA
Penicillium canariense is the source of this 6285-nucleotide messenger RNA. Its product is annotated as type I polyketide synthase. Lineage: Eukaryota; Fungi; Ascomycota; Eurotiomycetes; Eurotiales; Aspergillaceae. The transcript has 4 exons. The record is from RefSeq and is a predicted model, not a curated record. The coding region runs from base 1 to 6285 and encodes 2094 amino acids. Gene Ontology annotation, biological process: secondary metabolite biosynthetic process; fatty acid biosynthetic process. Gene Ontology annotation, molecular function: phosphopantetheine binding; fatty acid synthase activity.